CCCAACUACCCCCAAUUGUAAAAAAUCCCCCCAAUUAAAAAAAAUGUUAUCAAAUUGCACUAACACUUUUCCCCCCAAAAAUUUAAAAAUUGCCCCCAAAAUUUUUCCACUGGCCCAAAAUUUUACUUUGAGCGCCCCUAAUAUUUAUAAAAUUGCCCCCAGAAAAUAUAAAGUUGCCCCCAUUAACAAAUGCUUCCAAAACUAAAUGCCUCCAAACAUAAAAAAUUUCCCCUUUUCCACUCACAUUUGCCCCUAAAUUUCUUUUUUUUUUUAUUAUCAUUUUAAAACAGUUUGCCCCAUAAUUUGCCCCCAUUUCUUUCAAAUUUCUCAAUCCCAAAUGGGAUUGAGAAAGGAAUUAUAUGGAUCCCUGCCAUGACAGGGUAAAACCAGAAUCCAGGUUCAGAACAAUAGAAAAUAGUGAUGGGUUAAGGUUUACUAGAAACUUGUCUUACCCUAAAAACAUUCUUACCAACAGAGUGAACAGUGAUAUAAGGAAAUACUUUUUAAGUCAGCGAGUGAAUUCUUCCUUCUAGAAUUAAAGAUGUGAACUCUGUUGUCAGUUUUAAACAAAGAUAUGAUAAAUAUUUCUUUCAAACUUAACCAAAAAUUGUGUAAUUUACUGGUAUCAACUCUAUGGGUAUCCUCAAUAUAUCUUGUAAUAUCUGUUUUCAACAUGGUUGGAAUAGUUCUCCCCCAAGCGAAUGAUUUUCUAUGGUUUGCAUACAAGAUUUUUGUUGGUAUAUCUAUGGGUCAUUUUGUUGAUUUAACCUUGACCUGGUACGGAGGAGAAACAGCAAUGCUGGAACAUGUUGGAGAGGAGACAAGCUUAAACUUCAGGAAACCACCCUGUUGUUGUUGUUUAAUUCUUCCAACCAACGCAAGAUUAACAAAAAACAAAAUAAGGUUUCUACGUGGGUCCGUUUAUCAGAUUCCAUACACAGAAUCUUUAAGUCUCCUUAUACUGGUUAGCUUAGAGAUGGCUGGUUAUGUUACUGAAGGAUCUUUAACCCUAGCUUCUCCUGAUAUUUAUAUAACAGUUCUAAUCUCAUUAUCAUCCUUCUGUGGAAUCUGGGGCCUCUUUAUGUUUUUUAAUAUAACUCAACAGUUUAAUCUACUAAGUAAUUUCAAUUAUGCGAAGAAGUCUGGGUUGAUGAAGAUUACUAUUAUCAUCAUAAAUUUCCAGAGUAUGAUUAUUGAUGUUUGUAACCGGUUUGGACUAAUAACGUGUAUUCCUGGUGCCUUAUCUCCUUCAGGAGUAGCAAAUCUUAUUAAGGCUGUAUGUGUGCUUAUAGAAUCCUUUCUGUUGGGAACGAUGGCGUUUUUUGUUUACAAAGAUGAAGGAACGUAUAUGUAAAAUAGACAAAAUUUCUAAAACAGAAUUACCAGCGCUCUUUUUACUUUUGUUUAUGGUUUCUUACGCGACCUAAUGCCGUUAGAGUUUGAUAGUUUUAGGCUAACAUUUAAUUCUCAUUCUGGGCAACCCUGUAGUCUCCGUCAAAAUAUUUGGUACAGAGCGUCCCAUAUCGUAUUAGAUUAUCUCCAAUCUUUAACACCAAAAUAAGCCCUUAACACUCGAAAAACUUGUCAUUUUCCGCAAGAAAAUUCUUGUAUAAGCCUUAUGUUAUUUUUCAAAAUGAUUCAUUCUAAUGAAAUUUUCUAAUUAGUUCCGAAAAUCGUAAUUUAGACCCAUUCUCGGUCUAAUAUGAUGUGGGACACCCUGUAUAUUAGAUUAAAAGGCAGUCUUAAAUAUUGCAUAGGUUACUAAAUACCAAAGUUAGUGCCAAAAAAGUCGGAAUUACGUAAAUUCUUUAACAUGUACUGCUGUAGUAAUUAUCUAAAAUAAGAGGCCAAAAUUCAUAAAUACAAAAAUAACCAGCAAGUUAUCCUGUAACUUAAACAAUAACUUUUCACUGUGACAAAAAUGUUUUAAAUGUUUAAAGAACUUAUGUCUUAAAGACUUCAGAAACAACUCAGUUUUAUUUCUUAGAUCAAUGCACAAUGUUCAAUGCAUGGCUUCUGUACUACCUGUAUUGUAUUUAGUGAUGGGACACAACUAUAGGUUUGUUUUUAAAAUCUUGUAAAAGAACUUACAACAUUUUAAAACUGUAUCGUGUAGAAGUUUGCUAGGCUUAAACUUAGGAAUAAUUUUAUUCUAAGAGAAAAUAUAAGGUUUAUCUUCUCUUGGGUAAAAAUUUUUUAGCUCAGUGGAAGAAAAACAAAUGUUUGGGAAAAAAAUUUAAAACUUAG
Molecule: messenger RNA, 2247 nt
Organism: Eurytemora carolleeae
Lineage: Eukaryota; Metazoa; Arthropoda; Copepoda; Calanoida; Temoridae
Product: organic solute transporter subunit alpha
Exons: 9
Coding region: 575-1354 (259 amino acids)
Biological process (GO): transport
Molecular function (GO): transporter activity
Source: RefSeq, a predicted model, not a curated record